GAGAAACUUUGAUAAAUGCAUCGGCGUUGAAUGGCCGCUAAUAAUCCAAUUGGAUCCAUAUGUGGGUCUAUUUCUAGCAACCAAAAUUGUAGUUUCAGCAAUGAAAAAAUGUUGACGGCGAAAAGCCCACAUUUGGCAAUACACAAAUUGCAUCGCCGAAGUCCAAUUUUUUAGGCGCGAGUUUUUUCGCUCCACAAUUUCCACUUGGCGCUUCUUUUCAGGGAUUCACCGAUGAAGUUUUUGGGUUGGCAUAAGUAGUGCUUAUAAAACGACGUAGUAUUAGCGUUACGACCAUGGCGAACCAGGCGAAAUUGAAGCUCCUGCAAUCUCCUUUUCAGUGAUUCAUCAUAGACAAAUUGCUGAAUCAAUUCCAAAGUUCUCCAACACUUGUUGCUAGCAUUUUCCUCUGUCAGUGUCAUAUUCUUAAGAUAUGGAUAGAAGUUGGAUGGCUCUUUCUGACAGAUUUAGUCAACCCUAUGUCGACGGGGUGGACUAUUUCAAUGAAUUUGCAAGUGCAAAUUCAGGUGAGGCGGUGGAGAUUAAGUGUCCAUGUAUUGAUUGCCGAAACUUUUAUAAGCAUAAAUAUGAUACUAUAAAAGCUCAUCUGCUUGUGCGGGGAAUCAUGUUAUCUUAUACCACUUGGUUAUUACAUGGUGAAAUUCCUGAACCCGAUGAUCAAGAUGAGAGCGAUGACGAAAACAAUAAGGAUAAUGAUGAUGUUUAUGGGGAACUAUUAAACGACCACUAUAGGGGGACAUACAUGGAUGAUGAUACUAGUGAGAAGAAUGGCGUUCAAGACUUUGAGAAAUUGUUGGAGGCCUCCCAAUGUGGCUUGUACCCAAGAUGCAAAAAAUCGGAUACCCUCUUAGCAUUUGUCAUUGAGAUGUUACAAGUGAAGGUACAAUAUAGGUGGAGCAACUCUUCUUUUAAUGUGUUUUUGUCAUCACUAAGGCGAUUUCUACCAGAAGGCCAUGUAGCUCCUCGGUCAAUUGAUGAGUGCAAGAAGUUAUUACGUGACUUGGGCUUAGGAUAUGAGCUCAUCGAUGCGUGUCCAAAUGAUUGUGUGUUAUAUUGGAAGGAGAAUGCUCACCUAGAAAAAUGUCCCAAUCCCAAAUGUCAGCGACCUCGAUAUAAGGUCAAUGAUGGCAAAGGUAAGAAGAUACCGCAUAAGAUAUUACGUUAUUUCCCAGUGACGCCUAGGUUGCAAAGAUUGUAUAUGAAUCCAGACAUAGUCGAGGACAUGAAAUGGCAUAGUGAUAAGCGAGUGGAUGACGAGGAUAUGAGGCAUCCAGCCGACACCCCUCAGUGGAAGAGAUUAGAUGAAAAAUAUCCUGAGUUUUCCUGGGAGACUCGGAAUGUGAGACUAGGAUUUGCCACAGAUGGGUUCAAUCCUUUUGGCAACAUGAGCACAUCAUACAGCAUGUGGCCUGUGAUAUUAAUCCCAUAUAAUUUGCCACCGUGGAGAUGUAUGAAGGACCCUUUCUUCAUGAUGCCAUUACUUAUUCCAGGACCAAAUCAACCGGGGACUAAUAUUGAUGUCUACUUAAGGCCUUUGGUUGAUGAAUUGAAGGAACUAUGGAAGAAUGGUGUCAGAACUUAUGAUGCGUCAACCAAAGAAACCUUUCAAAUGCAUGCGGCUAUAAUCAGGACCAUUCAUGACUUACCUGCAUAUGGUGAUGUAUCUGGGUGGAGAACAAAAGGCUAUUUGGCUUGUCCCACUUGCAAUGAUAGCCCGCUGUCUCACAAGUUGAUUAGUAAGAUUGGGUGGUUUGGUCAUCGAGCUUACUUGCCUGAUAAUCAUCCUUUGAGGAAGGACAAGAAGUUCAACGGUUUGCCAGAGUUUGGCAAGAAAACUUUGGACUUACCAGUGGAAAAAGUAAUGGCUCAGUUGGCUAGGUUGCGACCAGUCGAGUUUGGAAAGGAUACUUCGAGUAAAAAAAGACCUCGUCAUGUUGAAGAGUUGAAUUGGACGAAGAAAAGUAUAUUAUGGGAGUUGGAGUACUUUAGUGAAUUGUUGGUCCCACACAUGCUUGAUGUGAUGCAUAUAGAAAAGAACAUAUGUGAAAGCUUAUAUGGGACAAUGCUGGGUAUAGAUGGAAAGAAUAAAGAUACGUACAAAGCACGCGAUGAUUUGAAAGUAAUGGGAAUACGGCCAGAAUUGCAUCUACAAGUUUCUCAAAAUGGAACAAUUGUGAAACCUCGAGCAAUGUACACGUUGGAUUCACAUCAAGUAGAUGAGUUUUAUGAAUUUUUGAAGUCAAUUAGUUAUCCAGAUGGCUAUGCAUCUAACAUAUCAAGGUGUGUGAAUUCAAAGCAUGGAAGGUUAUCGGGUAUGAAAAGCCAUGACUGCCAUGUUCUCCUUCAACGUCUUUUUCCCAUUGGCAUGCGCGGUUUUGUGAACAAGGAGAUAUGUACGACUUUGUUUGAGUUGGGGAAUUUUUUUCAAGAACUUUGCUCGAAGACAAUAAAGCGGAGUGAGAUGGAAAAAUGGGAAGAACGAGCAGUACUCAUACUUUGCAAACUAGAGAGGAUUUUCCCACCAGCUUUCUUUGAUGUUAUGGUUCAUUUGACUGUUCAUUUGUCGCGUGAGGCCAUGAUUGCUGGACCAGUGCAUUAUCGAUGGAUGUAUCCUAUUGAAAGGUUUCUUGGAAAACUAAAAGGUUAUGUGAGUAACAAAGCGCGUCCAGAAGGGUCGAUUGCUGAGGCUUACAUUUUGAAAGAGUGCAUCACUUUUUGUUCAAUGUACUUAAAAAGAGGUACUAAGAACCCUGAGCGGAAUAACGAUGGUGGCAUUCGUGGCCUUGGGAUGGAGAUAUUCCACCAGCGUGUCCGUCUCUUCUCUCCGAUCACAAGGGCUCCCGAUCCUUCCCAAAAAGAACGGGAAAUGGCUCAUUGGUUUGUGUUGUACAAUUGCCCCGAGGUGGAGCCAUAUCUAGAGGAACAUGAGAGCAUUAUACAAAUUCCACAAGGAUGUGAUGUAACUCAAAUACAACGAGAACAAUUUCCAAUUUGGUUCAAAAAACGGAUGAAUGACUUGAGAAGUCAAGGAUCUCCAAAGGCUACCGAAGAGCUGUGGUCAUUAGCAAAUGGCCCCGGUUCAAUAAUUGGUCUUUAUUCAGGUUGCAUCUCCAAUGGUUUUCGAUUCCACACCAGAGAUCGUGAAAAACGUCGGAUGUGUCAAAAUAGUGGCUUAGUUGUCGAAGGACUGCAUAAAGGGAAGACCAUUAACUUUUACGGUUACGGUUACUUGUGUAAAAUUUGGGAAUUACGAUAUUCACAUGGUGAUACAGUGGUUCUAUUUAAGUGUGAAUGGUACAACACCGGCCACAAAAAAAGGAUAUAUACCGAUGGACAUGUCACAAGCAUUGAUAUCACAAGGCUUUGGUAUAAAGAUGAUCCAUUUGUACUUCCGAGUAAUGUGAGGCAAGUCUUCUAUGUAAAUGAUACUAGUAAAGGAAAAAAUUGGCGAGUGGUAGAACUAGUUAGACAUAGAGGUGUAUGGGAUAUACCUGAGCAAGUUGAAUCGCCUAACGAACCGUUUCAGCAGGAUGAAACCACUGAUAGUGGUGUCCCAAUCUUCAUUGAAAAUGAUGUUGGUCAUAACAAUAGGGAUGAUGCGGAUCCUGAGAUCAUUCUUGAGGCUGAACUUUUGGCUGACCAUGGAGAUGAUGAGGAUGAUACAAUGGCAGAAUACAUAGAUGACGAAGACAAUGAAUUGAGUGGACAAGCUGACACUAAUGCAUAUGUUGAUGUAGAUCUUGAAAUCGAUGUCGAUUAUGAUGACUAGAUUUUGACUAUAUGUAACUUCUAGUCAAGAUGGUGAUAUUAAUUAGUGACUUUUGCUAUUUAUAUUACAUCAUCUUGUGUUAUAUUACAUCAUUUUGUGUUACAUUACAAGAUCUGCAUUCAUUAUGAUAGCUAUAAUGUCUGUUAAUAUGUGGAUUUCUAAUAGAGAUUGUGAUAUUAAUUACUAAAAGUUGAUCUCCAUGUUCUGUUUUUUUUUUUUUUUGGUUACAUUUCAAACAUGUAUUCAUCUCAUUUUACCAUAUGUCAUGUGUGUAUUUCAUGGUAUUUCAUUUA
This is a messenger RNA of Rhododendron vialii, 4080 nucleotides long. RefSeq lists its product as uncharacterized. Lineage: Eukaryota; Viridiplantae; Streptophyta; Magnoliopsida; Ericales; Ericaceae. The record is from RefSeq and is a predicted model, not a curated record. Bases 431 to 3787 code for a protein of 1118 amino acids. The transcript has 7 exons.